AUGGAUAUACCGAAAGUCUGUUCGGCCCCGCUGGAUCCGACAGCGCCUUCGCUCCUGACAUUGCCAGCGGACAUUCGCAACAGCAUCAACGAGUACAUUUUCAUUCGACCUGAACCAAUUCUGAUACACGAUACCGACUUCUAUUACAACCGAGGGCGGUAUGGGUGCGACAAUGAUGGCCAUCUUUUAUUUCCCGAGCAGGCAUUCGACAGCGACGAGGAAGAGCAAAUGCACCAGUCUAAGAAGAAGCCCUGUAGCAAAAGCUUGAAGGGUUGGGAGACAAGAUCAGAUGCCGAAAAGGAGGAUAUACUUCUCUUUCAACAUGAGGCAUCGCUUGGGAUUGGCCUAUUGAAAUCAUGUCGCCAGAUGUACCACGAGACGUCUAGUGUCUUCUACUCUAAGAAUACAUUCAUCGUCUCACGGGUGCGCGAUCGUGCCCCCGGGGGGGGAAGGAAGACGUGUGAAAGCGGAAAUCGUCGCGACUACCACCAAUUAUCUUACACUCCAAAAUGGCUUGCGUCACUUGGCUCCCAAGUCAGGCGAUUGAAGAAGGUAGUCAUAGACAUGUCAGAAUACCCGUAUGCUGACUCGGAAGCAAUGCCAGAUUGGUUACCGCUACUAAGAGUUAUCUGGGACGUGCUUCCGAUGCGAUGCGUCAUCAGUUUCGCUCACACUGGUAGGAGAACGGAAUUCGAUCCAGUACGCGAUUCUCAUGGUCUCACGAAAUACAUAACCCGGUUGAACAGAGCACUUGAAGCUCUGCUCCAGGACAACACAUUGCAUCUUCGAUGUUAUCCAAUCUCAAGGUCAAUCAUAUCAUCCCUUACGAUAUCUCAAGGCGGCAAUUCUGGCUGCGUAUGGUUUUACACAGGAUCGCGGACCAUAUCACGCGGCUUCUGGAUCGACGAAGCAUCCGGAAAUAUAGUCUGGAAUACCCUCGAGACGACCAAGUCGUUCAUGGAACUUCCGAUACGAGCGAAGGAGAUUAUUUGUCGCUAUGUGUUCGCGAAUGAACCAAGGCUUCGAAUUGUCAUGAAUAGCUUGAAUCCUCUAGGUCGUCACCGAGCCGUUUUCAAUGUUUCCAACAGAUUUCGGAAGGAUUUUGUGAAAGCAGUUGCCGCAUGCAUACCAGUCACUGUUGAGUUUGAGGCAGCAUCGGCAGAUAUGGACUACAACGAUCCAGAUCCUUUCAGGAGAUUUUCACUCAUUGCAAGAGGUCCAUUGACACGGGAUCUGUAUCAUAAAAGAGUGACACACCUACCAGAUCUUUUACGCCCUCAGGAAUGCCUCAUCAGCCAAAUUAUUCACCAAUGCGUCAGCGACCGCUAUUGCAAAGAGCAGAACAAUGGCAGGACUUCACUCCUAAUUCGUGUCCCACUCGUCCGCCCUACCAAACCAACAGACAUCUGUAUCAAUAUAAGUGUUCUGCUCAGUUGGCUCGAGGGGGUUGGACACAAGAACUGCAGAGAUGAGGUUCCCCUCGUGAUUCAGCUCGAAUACACCAACGGACGGGAGCUGUCCUAUGAGACUAAUAGCACUACGAUUGGGCAAUUGAAGAUGCAAAUAUUUCUGUCUUUCACGGGCAUGCUCAAUCGUCAUUCACGAGGGGAAGAAAGUGGCCCAGAACUACCAGAAGUGUGGAUUGACGGUCAUGCAAACCUUGUGGAUCUGGCCUCACCAUCGAUGGAAUUUCGGUCCAGACAGGCAUAUUCCACGGAGCCCGAAGUUAGCAAAAGGCAUUUCAAGAGUGUUUUGGACGACAUUGAAGCUCGUCAUAGCUUGAAGGACCAGUUGGACUGCGUCAUGCAUGGUUCAUAUCCGUGCAUGUGCCGCGCAUGGAGAUCGUUGCGGCCAUGGGCAGAGUCUGUUUGGAGAAAAGAGCAGUUGUAG
This is a messenger RNA of Alternaria burnsii, 1890 nucleotides long. RefSeq lists its product as uncharacterized. The coding region runs from base 1 to 1890 and encodes 629 amino acids. The record is from RefSeq and is a predicted model, not a curated record. The transcript has a single exon. NCBI's taxonomy places the organism in Eukaryota, Fungi, Ascomycota, Dothideomycetes, Pleosporales, Pleosporaceae.